UCUGGGUAGAAACGGGAAGCCCAAAAAAUUCACAGCUGGAGAAAAAAGAAAAAGCCAUAGAAGUGUGGAAAUGAAACCCAAGUAGGACAAAAGAAGAAACCAUCGGGAUCAGGAUGAGUGCGGAGGGACAGGCCAAUCUUCUGCGGGUGCUCAUCAACUGUGCUGAGAAGGCGGCCAAUAUCGCCAGGACGUGUCGCUCCAACGAGGAACUCCUGAGGUUGCUGGUGCAGGAAAAGCAGGGAUCGGAGGCCAACGAGCGGUUUGAACAUGACUUCAAGACCCUGGCCGACGUCCUCAUCCAGGAGACAAUUAAGCACGAAGUUGGAUCGCUCUUUCCGGCCAUGCAGGAUGCGAUCCUGGGCGAGGAGUCUCCGAACUUCACCAACAAACUGGGCGAAAGCGUCACAAUUGCAGUGGGAUCGAGCGAGGAGGACACCUCCUCCUGUCUGCUGGCCGUGCUCAGUGGCCACGAAGGAGCUGCCAAUGCCUUGGCCAAAGAAGUCCAUCAGGAGGUCAAUUUCACCAGCGAAAAACUGGGCGAGAUCCCUCAACUACCGGACGAUCUGGACUACGCCAAUCUGGGCAUCUGGAUCGAUCCCAUCGACGCCACUGCCGAGUACAUUUCGGGCGACACCAUGUUCACGGAUUUUCCGGGCAUCACAUCUACCGGUUUGGACUGUGUCACCGUGCUGAUUGGCGUCUACGAGCGAGACACUGGAGUGCCGGUGAUCGGCGUGGUGGCCCAGCCAUUCGGAGAGAAGUUGGAGGAGAACGUGUACAGCUCCUCGAUGUUCUGGGGUGUUUGUCUGCCCUCGUUGCAGGCCCACAAUUGCCAUUUCGAGGCACGAGACGAAAACCGUAGGUUGGGAAUCUUCUCCAGCUCGGAGCAAUCGGAUAUCCUACAGCGCUUCCUUGAUCUGGGCUAUGAGUUCGCCUUCUCUGCGGGUGCGGGCCACAAGGCUUUAAAGGUUAUUACCUACGAGGUGGAUGUGUAUCUGCUUAGCAAAGGAUCGACCUUUAAGUGGGACACGUGUGCUCCUCAGGCCAUCUUAAGAGCACUCGGCGGCGACGUCCUGGAUUAUACAGCCAGUGUUGCGGAGCAAAAAGCCGUACCUUUGAAGUAUCUGAUGGAGGAUAAUGCAUUUGAACCUGAAUGGAAAAGAAACGCAGGUGGUUUAAUCUCAGUUCGCAAUGUUAAUGUUGUGGAGGAACUGCUCGCCAAACUGGCCGAGCAAUGAAUGUUGUUGUUAUUGUUGUAAUCUCAUUAUUGCUGUUGUAAUUGACCCGAUGUAUGACUUUAAGAGUGAGUCGAUUUGUUGAGAAAAACAAAAAUAGGCAUAAACACUAGUUCAAUCAGUUUUGUACGAAACCAUUAUUCAAAAAACAUUGUGCGCAAAAUAUUUAUAUCAUUAAAUGAAAGAUUGUCGAUUUUAAAAAAUCAAAUCAAUAUUUAACGAUUCUAAUUUAAAUCACUUAACAAUGUUAGAAAAUAUUUGCAUAGUAAUGUAUUAAAAAACUAAACUAAUUGAUAAACAUUUUCCAAUUGUUUAGUCUACACAAAUCGACUCACUCUACUGUGCUUAUAUUCAAAAGAUAUUUAAAAGAUAAAUGUUGUGGAUUGUUAGAAA
Drosophila elegans is the source of this 1628-nucleotide messenger RNA. It is a transcript of the gene Ipp, whose product is annotated as inositol polyphosphate 1-phosphatase. Gene Ontology annotation, molecular function: inositol-1,4-bisphosphate 1-phosphatase activity. The record is from RefSeq and is a predicted model, not a curated record. Gene Ontology annotation, biological process: phosphatidylinositol phosphate biosynthetic process. NCBI's taxonomy places the organism in Eukaryota, Metazoa, Arthropoda, Insecta, Diptera, Drosophilidae. The transcript has 2 exons. Bases 114 to 1238 code for a protein of 374 amino acids.